UUCCAAUGUCCCCUUCUUCUUAUUUUCUUUCCCCGUGGUUGGUUGCACAGAAAGUGAGAGAAAGUUUUACUUUUGAUUUUGAAACUCCGAUGAGAAAACCUUGCUGCGAUAAACAAGGCACCAACAAGGGAGCCUGGUCCAAGCAAGAAGAUCAAAAGCUCAUUGAUUAUAUACGUAUACAUGGUGAAGGCUGUUGGCGUUCCCUCCCCAAAGCCGCAGGUUUGCACCGUUGCGGUAAAAGUUGCAGGCUGAGAUGGAUAAAUUACUUAAGACCAGAUAUCAAACGUGGUAACUUUGCUCAAGACGAAGAGGACUUAAUUAUCAAACUCCAUGCUCUCCUUGGUAACCGGUGGUCACUGAUAGCUGGUAGAUUACCAGGAAGAACAGAUAAUGAAGUGAAGAACUAUUGGAAUUCCCAUAUAAAGAGAAAGCUAAUGAAGAUGGGGAUCGAUCCUAAUAACCAUAAGUUGAACCAAUAUCCUCAUCAUGUUGGUCCCCUUAACCCCACCACCACCAACUCCAUGGAUGUGGCAUGUAAGCUUAGAGUGUUUUCAACAGAAAAUGAUGAUGGGGUCUCAGAUGCUGCAAGUUAUCUCGAAGACGAAACACCGCCCACUGGUAUAUCCAACUUGGACCUUGAUCUCACAAUUGCUUUUCCUUCGAGUCCUAUCAAGAAUAUUAUUGAAGAAAGCCAGAAGAAAACAGCAUCUAUUGUAACAAAUGAUGAAGAAGAACAAUAUACAGUCCCUACCCUUCUUCUUUUUAGAUGAGACAAAAAAAAAAAAAAAAGAGCCUCACACAUGUGGAGAUUCGUGCAAAAGACCUAAAGGCUUACGAAGGCAACAUGCAUGCCAUUGUCAAAUUCUAUUGGAUGAUGGAUUGAAACCAUAUGCUUGUCCAUUAGAAAGGAGGAAGAUAAGCUAAAACUGUAUUAUUGUGUAUAAAUUUGGUAGAAAGAAAGAUUUCAACUUAAGAAUUAGGAUCAAAUAACUGAAUGAAUGAACCAAUUGCAGAUAAGUUGUUUGGAGGUUUUCAGUCAACUUAUCUGCAAUUAAUUUGGUGGAGCUGAUGUAGGAUGAUGAGUUCAUCGUACAUGAACUGAACCUUUGAUAUUUCAGGCUCUAAUUUUCUGUUUGUAUGCGUAAAGAUAUUCGUCAAUGUCAGAUCAGCUAAAAUGAAUGUGUGGAA
Gossypium raimondii (Peruvian cotton) is the source of this 1188-nucleotide messenger RNA. Its product is annotated as transcription repressor MYB6. The transcript has 3 exons. The record is from RefSeq and is a predicted model, not a curated record. Bases 6 to 770 code for a protein of 254 amino acids. Lineage: Eukaryota; Viridiplantae; Streptophyta; Magnoliopsida; Malvales; Malvaceae.